AUCAUCAUACGUGCAUCAUCCAGGAAGAAGUUUGAACCUAAAGAUGGCGCCAACAUCCGUGGUGCUCAUUUUAUCCCUGAGUCUUCUCAUAUUAAUAUCUGCCCAGGGAUCUAAUGUCAAUGAUAAACUUUGUACGGGUGGCAGAGUAUAUGACUGUAGGCUCCCCUGUCCUCCAACCUGCGAUAACCCAAAUCCUAGGUGUGAUCUUGCGGUGUGCCGCCCAGGAUGUUUCUGCCCAUUUGGCACUGUAGAAAGUGGCAACGGGAAAUGCGUGAAGAUAGAAGAAUGCUGCAAGGGCAACACGACAAAUGGCUGCCGCAAUAACUGCCUCGAUGUCUGCGAAAAACAGCCUGAUCCGAUAUGUUUCACGUUUUGUGAAAUUGGCUGUUCCUGCAAAAGUGGCUACGUGCGCCUGCCCAACAGCGACCAAUGUGUCCUUCCUCAGGACUGCCCCAAAGCUGGCUAAAACCAAUAAACCGGCCCCUGCGCCUUAUUAGCUAUGAUCAAAAUGUAAAGAGACCUACUGUAUAUGGAGUCAUGUCUAAUGGAAAUAAACUGAUUGUAAAGCUUG
Bufo bufo (common toad) is the source of this 571-nucleotide messenger RNA. RefSeq names its product cysteine-rich venom protein 6-like. NCBI's taxonomy places the organism in Eukaryota, Metazoa, Chordata, Amphibia, Anura, Bufonidae. The record is from RefSeq and is a predicted model, not a curated record. The transcript is spliced from 4 exons. The coding region runs from base 44 to 466 and encodes 140 amino acids.